Myxocyprinus asiaticus (Chinese sucker) is the source of this 11395-nucleotide messenger RNA. RefSeq names its product serine/threonine-protein kinase LMTK2-like. Gene Ontology annotation, biological process: protein phosphorylation. NCBI's taxonomy places the organism in Eukaryota, Metazoa, Chordata, Actinopteri, Cypriniformes, Catostomidae. The record is from RefSeq and is a predicted model, not a curated record. Gene Ontology annotation, molecular function: ATP binding; protein kinase activity. Bases 5219 to 9394 code for a protein of 1391 amino acids. The transcript has 15 exons.
GUCACCACGCGUGACGUCACGAAACAUGGCGCUCGUGCGGAAACUGUGUUUAUGCGCUUUUGAUUUGUCUGUCAACGCAGGAAUAUUACAAUGCCGGGGAAAGACAUAUCCGCGCAUGUAAUCGUCCGAGAGAGCUAGUAUACAAACAAGAGAGUUCGAACGAUGAGAAAUAACCGCAAAUAAGACGCCGGUGGCAGUAUCAUCAGACUGUCGUGUUAGCUACAGCUCACAGCACGACACAUGAAUAAUAUCACACAAAAUGACUCUUUGACACCACUGAUAUACACAGUUAGAUGUAUAUAGAUCUAGAUGAACUUAUAAAGGCGUCUUAUAUGUAAUUUAUUUAGAUGUAAUAGGCGUUUAUAGGCAGUACUGAUGAUGGAGGCUCUUCGUGGAGGUGUGUAUGUGUGUUUACUGGGAUUCGUCACACUCGCACAAGCUGCUCCAGUCUCCUACACACACUCAGUCUCAAACAUCUGCUGAUCAGGAACCACAUCGAUCUCAAACCCUCGCCGCUCAAGAACAACCAUAAAAACAACAACAAACAAUUGCGGUAAGUCAUGGCAUCCGCACAUGUUAUUUCUGAUAAACAUUAUUCCACAUGUUUACUAUAGCUUCUUCCAUCAGCAGUGAGGGAUUUACAUGUGAUAAAUGUUAGGAAUGAGUCAGGCUGACGGAGAAGAUUAAUUGGGAGGCAUGCAUAAAAACGCUAGUGGAGGUCAGUGAGAAAGAGAAGCCUGUAGAUACUGUUUCAGAUGCGGGUAGUACAGUGAAAGACACACACACUUUGUUCCUGCUGUAGAGCCCCUGCAACAGGGCAUUUGUGUGACAUCUCUGCAGCACACUCGCUCAGCAAAGCGACACCACUCUCUUGUUCCUGUUAGGGUUUCCAAUUGAUUCUCCCCACUCAGUGAUGCACCCAUUGAGAACCAUGUUGAAAAAGCCUUAGUAAUAGGUGAUUCUAUUGUAAGGAACGUGGAAAUAGAGACUCCAGCCACUAUUGCAUAUAAUGCAUUUCGCGGGCUUAGGCAUCUGACGUCAGAUCAAAUUUACAAGUGCUGGCUAAUACUAAAUGUAGAUUUUCUAAAGUUGUUAUUCAUGUCAACACUAUUGAUGUCCGGCUUCGCCGGUCAGAGAUCACUAAAGAUAAUGUUAAAGAGGUGUGUGAACUUGCAGCAAUGAUGUUAGACACUGUAAUAUGCUCUGGCCACCUCCCUGCUCAUCAUUCAGGUAGAACUAUUCUUUCAACCACUAAAGAUAGCUUCACUAUUAAUCUUCCAGAAUUGCCUCAUACUCAGUAAGCCAAAAAGUCUAGAAGAACUUGAUGAAAUAACAGAAAAUAUAAAUACAGUGUUCUCUAGCACUCUUGAUUAUGUCGCCCCCCUUUAAUGAAAGAAAAUUAAAGAAAAAAGCCUUGCAUCAUGGUACAAUGAUCACACUCAUGCUCUCAAGAGAGCAGCUCGGAAAAUGGAACGCAAGUGGAAGAAUACAAAAUUAGAGGUAUUUCGCGGUGCAUAGAAGGACAGUGUCUGUAGCUACAGUUCAGCAUAUUUUAGCAAACUCAUAGGAAAUAACCACAACAGUCCUAGGUGUUUAUUCAGUACUGUGGCUACAUUGGUUAUAAAGAAGGAAUGAAGCCUCGACUGAACUAGAUAUUCCAUCGCAGCACAAUAGUAAUGACUUAAUGAAUUACUUUAUUGAUAAAAUAGAAAUCAUCAGAAAUAAAAUUGGAAUUAGGCAAUCAACUGUCACAGCACCUCAGAAAACAGUGUCUCAUAAUUUUCCUCAUGAGAAACUUCAGUCCUUCACUGUCAUAGGUCAUGAAGAACUAACAAGCUCUUAAAAGAGAUAUUCUCUGUAAUCUCAGAACCUCUUCUUAAUAUUAUUAACUCCUCGCUAUCCUUAGGAUAUGUCCCAAGAAACUUUAAAAUGGCAGUUAUCAAACCGCUUAUUAAGAAGCCACAGCUUGAUCCUGGCGAAUUGGCUAAUUAUAGACUGAUUUCAAAUCUCCCUUUUAUGUCGAAAAUACUAGAAAAGGUAGUGUUCUUUAGGGCUGGUCGUUAUGGCUUCAGAAUUUAUAUCUCGAUAUUUUUCAGCAAAUUGACGAUAUUUGAUAUAUAUCUUGAUAAUUAUGUUUUUGCUCUGAAAUAACGUGUUCUUUUAAUCAGAGGAACCGUCAUUUCAUCUAAACAGCCAUUGUAGCCAUGUAGAAUUAAUAUUUUAAAGGCAUUAAAUAAAAAUCUUUUUAAAAUAAUGAAGGCAUGUUUCCCAUGUUUUCAAUAAAUUAACAAAAGUGAGAGUAACAUGUAAUAAUUUUUAUUGAUUUGCACGUUUAUACUAACAUAACAUACAAUCAUAUAUGGAAGCUUAAUAAAAAUCUUAAUUACCUUCAUAUAUUUUUACUAAAAUGUUGUUUUUUUUUUUGCUGUGUGAAUGAACAAAUUGUGCAAAAAAUACUUCACUUAUUUUUUGGAAACCAGAUGAAUAACGCAUAGCACUAAAUUAUUACUGUGGAACCCAGUCAAGUUUAUUAUUAUAAUAUGGAAUUAUUAUUAUUUUCAGGAUAAAUUUUUUUAAGAUAAAUUAAUAUAUUUGUUUUAUUUACUUCACCCUAAACUGGGGUUUUUAUUUUGACACUGUAUGCAGUUAUGUUUAUUUCACCUUCACCAGGAGAUGUAAGCGCAGCGUAGUUCUAGCGGGAAGACUAGCAGCUGUACAUCAUCGCACCAUUAGCUAGGUAACUCCUAGCCAAUCACAUGUAAGCCAUUGCUUUAUAAGUCUGCUCAUAAUCUAUCACAUUGCUGUUUCAAUGUGCUAACACGGCAACCUCCACCACCCCACCAGCACCAGUUGAGUCCCGUCCUGACCGGGGGUAGGCUCCUCGCCCUUGCCUCCUAUCUCCGGCAGGAUAUGACGGUUCCGAGUACAACUUCUUUGGACCGCCAGACGGGGUUUACGCCAAAGAGAGACAUUACAUUUCUUUUUUAUAUUCAUCAAAUAAAUGUCAUCUUAAAUUUCACUCAAGUCUGCAAGUCUUCCUGAUAGAACUUUUUUAUGAAAUGGAAAGUGCAAUGUUUGAUUGGCAGUUAUGAGUUUUGCAUCUUGUGAACCACUGUCAAACUCUACUGUUCCACGUUUGUAGAUUUGUAUAAAAGCUUAAUAGCGGUUACUAAUGUUAGGAAAUCUGCGAAUGCUUGAACCUGCAGUACUUCAUAAUGCAUGUGAACUGCGCUAAAAACACGAGCCCAUGAGCCCCGCUUCACCUGCGCGUGCACACAGAUCAGCGCAUUGCUGGUUCAUUCUGAAGCACACACAGACCUUUUUUAUCUGUCUUUAAUUGCAGCCUUUGGCAGUUAAAUAAUCACAUGAUCAAAUCUCCAUUUUGAAAUUAUUUUGAUUAAUUAUACAGCCCUGAAGGAUUGUGAAAUUAGUCUGCUGAUGCACUUUAUGAAACUUAAUGGCCAAAUAAAAGGCUCAUUAAAAUCAUCGAGAUAUUAACAAUAUUGUGAAAUUUUACAUCGUCAGCAAGAUCAUCGAGAUUAUAUCAUGGGUAUUCGAUGUAUCACCCAGCCCUAGUGUCCUCCCAACUAUGUUAAUUUCUACAGAGAAAUGGUAUACAUGAACAAUUUCAGUCAGGAUUUAGGCCCCAUCACAGUACAGAGACUGCACUUAGAGUUACAAAUUACUUGCUCUUAUCAUCUAAUUGCGGCUGCAUUUCUCUUCUAGUGCUUUUAGAUCUUAGUGCUGCCUUCAACAUGAUAGAUCACGACAUUCUCUUGAAUAGGCUAGAGAAUUAUGUUGCCAUUUGUGGACUUGCAUUAGCAUGGUUUAGGUCCUAUUUAGCAGACCGCCACCACUUUGUCUAUGUAAAUGAGGAAUUGUCAAACCAAACAAAAGUAUGGAGUGCCACAGGGAUCAGUUUUAGGGCUUCUGCUUUUCUUCUUAUAUAUGCUUCCCCUAGGAGAUAUUAUCAGGAAUCGUGGAAUAACUUUCCACUGUUAGGCCGACGAUACCCAAAUUUAUAUUUCUUCUAAACCCGACGAAAUUUCACAAUUAUAGAAAUUAGCUGAGUGUAUCAAUGAAAUCAAUGAUUGGAUGGCCAUAAAUUUCCUUCUACUCAAUUCUGACAAAACAGAGGUACUAAUUAUUGGACCAAAAACCUCUAAAAAUAAGCUGCUAAAAUAUAAUUUGACUCUUGAUGGAUGUACUCUUACGUCGUCUUCUACGGCGAAGAACUUAUAUGUUAUAUUUGAUACCAAUCUGUCCUUUGCAAAUCAAAUUUCCAAUAUUUGUAGAACAGCAUUCUUCCACCUCAGAAAUAUUGCUAAGUUAAGACACUUGCUCUCUGUUGCAAUGUACUGCAAGUUCAAUAAAUAAACUUCAAUUGGUUCAAAAUGCAGCUGCCAGAGUGCUGACUAUAUGAAAUAUGAUCAUAUUAACCCAAUUUUAUCGUCGUUACAUUGGCUAACUGUUAAAUUUCCUAUUUUAAAAUUCUGUUAACUGCAGAAUUACGAUCACAAAAUUCUGGCCUGUUAAUAGUUCCUAGAAUAUCAAAAUCCACAAAAGGAGGUAGAUCUGUUUCAUAUUUGGCUCCUAAACUAUGGAAUAGUCUCCCUAACACUGUUUGAGAUGCAGACACACACUCAGUUUAAGUCUAGACUAAAGACUCAUCUAAUUAGCCAGGCAUACACCUAAUUUAUCCAUCAACUCACAAUUAGGCUGCUUUAGUGAGGUCUGCCGGAACCAAAAACAUUUCUCAGAAACAUUUCUCAUAAUCUAUAACUCUGCAAUAAAUUGAAUGGCAUCUACACUAAUAUUAUUCUAUUUGUUUCCCUUUCUCAACCUCGGGAAUCAUAUCCUGAGGUUACCAGAGCCAGCCAGAUCCAGUUACGUUCCUGCUUGGUGUCAGACUCCACUGCUACGAGUCGCUGAGUGAUGACGACAAACUACAGCCGGUGCUAGCCAGACAUCAUUUCAGACUUUUACGAUGGACUUCAGAGGAUGAACUGAUCCCAACUCCAACUGAGAGUCUGCUGGAGACGUGGAUGUCUCUCUGACCAUCUCGCUGCUUUUGUCUCUGGCGGUGUUAGUGGCUCUUGCUGUGUUGCUGCUUAACUGUGCGUCCUGCUGCAAAGAGCAAGUGAUCAACUUUAAGGAAUUUGAAGACCACUUUGAGGAUGAGGUUGAUUUCACCCCCCCAGCAGAGGACACCCCCUCUAUGCAGUCCCCUGCGGAGGUUUAUACACUUGCUGUUCCACCCGUGCACCUCCCUGGACCCCCUCACCUCCAACUGCCCAGCAUAACAGGUCUUUUAGAUGUUUCGUCGGGUCCGCAUGUGGCACGGCACUCUCUCAGUUACAUUCAAGAGAUCGGGAACGGCUGGUUUGGGAAGGUUCUGCUCAGUGAGAUCUACGCGGACCCUGGAGUUGCCCGUGCAGUUGUGAAAGAGCUGAAGGCCAACGCCAGUGCCAAAGAGCAGAAUGAGUUCCUGCAGCAGGGAGACCCGUACAGGGUUCUGCAGCAUCCUAAUAUACUGCAGUGUCUCGGUCAGUGUGUGGAAGCCAUACCUUUCCUGUUGGUUUUUGAGUACUGUGAACUGGGGGACCUGAAGAGUUAUGUAUCGCAACAUGAGUGGUUGUACAGGAAUGGAGAACUACUACAGCUGCAGAAAAUGGCCUGCGAGAUCGCCGCUGGGGUCACCCACAUGCACAAACACAACUUCUUGCACAGUGAUUUGGCUUUAAGGAACUGCUAUCUUACAACAGACCUGACUGUCAAAGUUGGAGACUAUGGCAUUGGCCCUGCAAAUUAUAAGGAGGAUUACAUCACCACGGAGGAUGACCAGUGUGUGGCUCUGCGCUGGCUUGCCCCUGAGCUGAUUGGUGAACUGCAUGGAGGAGUGGUUACAUCAGAACAGACUAAACCCAGCAAUGUUUGGGCAUUAGGUGUGACAUUGUGGGAGCUGUUUGAGGGUGCAAAUAAGCCAUAUCCUCACCUGUCAGAUAGAGAAGUGCUCAACCAUGUGCUCAAAGAUCAACAAGUCAGACUUCUCAAGCCUCAGCUGGACUUACCCUACUCAGAAAGAUGGUAUGAAGUUCUGCAGUUUUGCUGGCUGCCUGCAGAUAAGAGGGCCACUGCUGAAGAAAUCCACCGCUUGCUCACUUAUCUCCGUAUGCAGGGCCAGAAAGAUGUGGAGGAUGACUUCGAGCAGCGCUGGAGCUCUCUCAAACCAAAUCCCACCACUCGCCAAGCCACCGUCAUUCACUCCUCUUUCCCCAUCCUGGAGCAGUUUGAUGACGGACGAGAACCAGAUGAGGUGCUCACGGUGACCGAAACGAGUCACGGGCUAAGUUUCGAAUAUGUGUGGGAGGCAGCCAAGCAUGACCUCUAUGACAGCCACAAUCGCUCUGCCAUGGACACUACCCUGAAUUACCACAGUAUGUUCUUUCCAGUGCCACGGCAAGACAUUCAGGCUCACUUCCCUGACACUGAGAGUCAGACAGAAGCUGGCAGAGUUCCGGGAACCUUGCCGGUUUUUGAUGCACAUAAAGCGUCUUCUGGAAAUGAGUACUUUAUUAAGUUGGAGGAGUUGGAUGAAAGUGACAUUGGGAUGGAGGAAAGUCAAGGUGCUGAGGGCACCAGCGCAUCAGAGCAGCAGCAGUACAUAGUCUUACAGGAUGUCAGAUUGGAUGAGUCCAGUACAGAUGCCGAUUUCUUCCAUCAGAGCAUUGACUCCAAAGACUCUUACCUUCAGGAUAGCCACAUAUGGUCCUCAAGUGAACAUGAGAGCCCUUACCAUACAAACAUUUUCAGUGUUGGUGAUGUAAAAUUGGAAGAUUCUCAUGCAUUCAGUGGAGGUUUUAUAGAGCUCCCAGAGAUGAAUUUGCCGAAGAGGGAGUGUGAUGGGGAAUCCAAUGGUACAGAGGCGAAUGACAGAUUUCAGAAGUCUUUUUUAGAGGUUGGACCAGAAGCUAUUCAUCUGGAGAUCUCUGAUCGGGAGAGUGCAGAUGUGAUGAAACUUCUUAACACUGAGAAACUCACUGAAAACUUUUUGUUCCUCAAAGACAACGGCCUGAUUAAGGAGAAACCUGCUUCCUCUCAGCCUGACUCAAGAAGUUUUCAGGAGACAGUAAGCUCCAUCAUUGACACCAGUAUCUCAGAUAGUGUAAACCUUACAGCCGAGAAUUCUACACAGCUUAAGGAUGAAUUCUUGGACUUAUUAAGCCCUAUUUUAGAAGAUUUUCUGUCGCCUUUGAUAGGAAAUGAAACAACGGUGCCUUCAGAUAUGUUAAUAACAGGAGAAACCUGUAGCAACCAGCUGCCAGACACAAAUGGCUCUUUACAUUCCACAAAAGCUGGGGCUUGCUCUUCUUCCGAAUCUACCUCUGAGAGUGUUGAGGUCAUUGUCAACAGUCCGUCCAAUAGUCAUCAGUCCCUUGAAAGUGCCACUACAGAUUCUUUGUGCAUAGAUGCCAAACCCCCUAGCCUUGAAGAAUGUUUUGGAGCCUCUAAGGAGAAUGGGCAGUAUCUAGGAAUCAGUGACUUAGCUGAGCUUAACUUUACUACUUCACCUGUUGGUGAUUAUACUGAAGGUGGCCUCACUGAAAGUCUAACAAGUAACGACUCAAUGAGUGAUAUCAUAAUGGAGCUGGACAAGAAGAUGGGCAAGGAUAUUCCACCAUCAGAAGUCAUCGUUCAAGAUGAAACUUUGUUGGACAACCAUGUAACUCAGGACAUGUCCUCACUGUUGGUGUCAGACUCUUGUCUUGAAAUUAGUCAAGACAGCCUCCUGGAAGACAGCACCUCAUCCACUCUUCCAACCAUUGAGAAUUUGGCUGAAACACCGGAUUCGUUAGAUUCUCUUGAUAUGCAGAGGGACGUGGUACAUGGAGAGCCCUUAGAAACCACUGUCAAUAAGCUUCAAAACCCCUACAAAGCCGCCGACAGUGGGUACGAAACAGAAAAUCUAGAGUCACCCGAGUGGAACUCACAGACAAGCGUGAGGGAUUCCUCAGAAGAGGAUGGGAUAGUUCUUGCUGUGGAGCCUAUUUCUACACUGGUUCCUCCGUUGAUUAUAGUGUCUGAGGUGGAGAGUGCACCUGAUGUUCAGGUAAACGGUGAUGGGGUUGAUCACCAGCAAGAACCUGGUGAUGUUCCCUUGAGUGGAAACUACAGAGAUUCGGCUUACUUUUCAGACAAUGACGAGCUAGAUAAGAAGAGUGAUGACAUCAAUGUAAGCAGUCUGACAGAUUCUUCAUUUUGGCACCAGAGUAAUCGUGUUGUUGAUGAAAGUGAUGCAACUGAAGCAGUUGUAGUUAAUGAGGAGCAUUUGCUGUCCAAGACAGAUAUAUCCACAGAAUCUGCAGGUCCUACUUCUCCAGAAUCAGAUGAUGGUGAUUUACAGACUAGAGCAUCUCCUCUCCCAGAGAUGGUUCUUACCACUGAGGAGUAUUGGAGCCAGGAUAAAUCAGUGUUUGUGGAUGGAUCUGAGUUUUCUGAUCUUGUCUCAGACCAAACUUAUUAUAUUGCAGCCCCAGAACAUGCAGCAACAUCCACUACCUCAACGCAGCCCUCCACUGACAUCAUGGUCCAUGCAAAGCUAACAAGAACAUAUGCUGGUGAGGGAACGAAGAAGAAGGAGCCAGAUAUGGAGGGGAGAUAUCUAGGCAAGCUGGAUGGAUCCUCUCUGGAAUACGUGCCAGAGGAUGGGAUGGAGGCUGAUGAAGAAGAUGAGAAUAGUGAUGAAUCAGACGAGGACAUGCGUGCUUACCGAUUACACAGUUCUAGCUCUGAGUGUAGUGAGGAUGAUAUUGUGCAUCCCAUACCUGUUAUCAUCUCGGACCACAGUAAUUCCCUCAACCUCAAAAGUCUGCUGAAGCCCAAGUCCCUUCAGACUGCUAAACCAGCAUCAGAAGAGAGCAGUGAUAAACGUGGGGUUUCUUUCUUUGAUGAUGUCACCGUCUACCUUUUUGACCAGGAAACCCCAACAAAGGAACUUGGGGAGCAUACACAUGACCCCAGUAGUCAAGUGUCUGAUUUUAGCAGUCCAGUGGCCUCCUCCAGCUACCUAAAUAGAUUUACCAACUCUGAAAGCUCAACAGAUGAAGAAGGUGGUGCAUUCGAGUGGGAUGAUGACUUCCCAUCUCCAGAGCCCAGUUUCCUUUCAAAGGCAACCAGUGAUCAUGCUGCAAGUAGGACAAGUGGGACUUCGGCAGCUUCAAAGUAUUUCUCCCCACCCCCUGCCAACCGCACCCUAGAGCAGAGCUGGAACACCCCCUCCAACUACUCCCGCUUCUCCAUCUCCCCAGCCAACAUUGCUAGCUUCUCCCUCACCCACCUAACAGACUCCGACACUGAACAAGGGGGAAGUGGUGAAGAUGGGGAGAAAGAUUAAUCACUGUAUCAGACAUGUCUAAAUGUUGUAGAAAUGUGAUGGGACUCAUGCUUUGAAGGCUUUGAUUGCUUCUCAGGACGCAUUGGUAUUUAUUUGAGGAAAUUAAGGCACAGACUAAACUGGUGGCAUCAACACCUCCCUCUUGUGACUGCUUCCUCUUUUCUGCAGAAGAUUCAGCUCAGUGGUCUGGAUUCUUUACUUUAUGUUUUUCAUCAGAGCAAUUUUAAGAAACCUUGCUUCACAUACGCUUUAGAAACAUUCACAAGCUUCCUAAGUGUCCUGCCUCUUUUUUUGUUGUUUGUGUAUGUACUAUUGCUUAAAUACAUUUCUUUUCAAUGUCCACAUUUUACUUCCAAACGAUGUUGCUGAAAUAUGUCGUUUAACCGGAGGACUCUCGUAAACACUAAUGAGCCAGUAGGCUCAUGCUCAAGUUGUGCAAUGUAAAUCAUACGAUACUUGCCUUUUACGUUAACACACUGGAUUUUUAUUUUUAUUUUUUUUAAUGUAAAAUCUGGUGUGAAGAUCUUAUUUAUGUGAUCGUGUUCUGGAUUAGAUAUCCAAUAGAAGCAACAUUCAUGUCAGUAUGCUACUCCACAGAUAUUGUUGUACAGUGUGGACAGACGAUACAUUCAUGAAAGUGCACCACUUUUUCAGCCUAACCCGUAUAGUUCCAAUGAGUUGUCUUGUUUUGUAUACAGUGAUGUAGAAGUCAGGAUAUGGGCCGUUGAAAAGUUUUGGAGAGGAAAUGCUAAAAAAUUUAAGCAGUUUCUUAUCAUUGCAGUCUAUUUGUGAGGUGUAUUUAUGAAGUGCAGUGCAUCAGGGCAUUUAUUUGAAAAAUUUUUUUUUUUUUUUUUUUCUGGUUGUAUAAUGAAUGGGUCAUCACAGUGCCUGUAACAGCCCUGCUCUUUCCACUGUAGGAAGUCCAGUGUGUUCAGCUGCCUGUGUUCCCAUUAGCAAAGCUCCUCAUUCUCUGAACUUCAGUUCAGGUGUUUGUUGGAAAGUUUCUGUACAAGGGUGAACUUGUCAAGAACAGGUCAUUUUUCACCCCAGAAUUAAAAGAUUUUUUGCAUUUUUGCAAAAGUAGAAGUUGGCAGAACUUCCAAAAUCUAAAGCUUAUGGCUGCUUAUAGCCUCAAGAUGAUAAACAAAGCUAGAAAAAAAAGAUUCUUUUCUUGUUUUGCCCUUGUUAACUCUUAAGAGCAGCUUGUAAACACAAGGGAUAGGAACUGGUUUAAAGUUUUUCCUCCUUUUCAGCACAUGUGCUGUUCAUUGCGUCUUAAAGGUAAUUGUGAUAUGUCAUUUUUAAUAAUUUAUAUUUGCCAGUCUAGCUGCUCUAAAUGCUUUUUGUUUUGGGUUGAUAAUGGCAGAGAAAACUAAUGUACAUAGAUGAAAUCAAGUCAAAAUAAAACUAUGGAAUCAGCCAGAUGAACUUUUGAUAUCACUGAAUAUUUUGGUACAGCAUUCUCAAGAUUGCGAGACUGAUGUUGAUUUCUAGAGGUUAUGGCUGGAGCAAUCGGGUGCAUAGCUUCUACAUCCCUUUGUAAUUCAGUACAGUACGCUCUCUCUAUGUUUUAGACCAGUGGACUAUCUGGAUUACCAGCACUUAAUUUCAUUUCAACUUCAAAUUUUAUGAAAGGGUAUUCUUUGGUUAUAUUCAACAGUGUACUUUUGCUUAAUCUUGCACAUCUUUAAAUUGUAACAAUGUUGAACUGUACUGAUGUAUAUAAAUGUUUAAUUUUGUCUGUAAAUUGGGAAUGAUGUAAGAAGUUGGUACGAGGUUUCAUUUUGUCAUUUAAAGUGAAAACUUGACAAAUCACCGUUGAGAAAUUAUUGAAGAUGAGAUUAUAAAUGGGGAAAUGCAGGUCAUCAUGUCCUUACAAUUUGUAAAUUUUAAAAAUGCUGAUAUUUUUACUUCAUAUUGAUGAUCAUGCCUAGUGUCUGAAGGAAUCGUUUAUAAUUAAUUGCCCUCUUUAUUAUGGAAUUAAAUGAAAAUGAACUUCUA